AUGGAGAGCUCAGCCUAUGCACUGAAUACAACGGACAGCUCAGCCUAUGCACUGAAUACAAUGGACAGCUCAGCCUAUGCACUGAAUACAACGGAUAGCUCGGCCUAUGCACUGAAUACAAUGGACAACUCGGCCCUUGCACUGAAUACAACGGACAGCUCGGCCCUUGCACUGAAUACAACGGACAGCUCAGCCUAUGCACUGAAUACAACGGACAGCUCAGCCUAUGCACUGAAUACAAUGGACAGCUCGGCCUAUGCACUGAAUACAAUGGACAACUCACCCUAUGCACUGAAUACAAUGGACAGCUCGGCCCUUUCACUGAAUACAAAGGACAGCUCGGCCUAUGCACUAAAUACAAUGGACAACUCGGCCCUUGCACUGAAUACAACAGACAGCUCGGCCCUUGCACUGAAUGCAACAUACAGCUCGGCCUAUGCACUAAAUACAACGGACAGCUCAGCCUAUGCACUGAAUACAAUGGGCAGCUUGGCCUAUGCACUGAAUACAAUGGACAACUCGGCCCUUGCACUGAAUACAAUGGACAACCCGGCCCUUGCACUGAAUACAACAGACAGCUCAGCCUUUGUGUUAAACACAACAGACGGCUAA
Messenger RNA from Haliotis rubra (blacklip abalone), 612 nucleotides. RefSeq names its product protein SON-like. NCBI's taxonomy places the organism in Eukaryota, Metazoa, Mollusca, Gastropoda, Lepetellida, Haliotidae. The transcript has a single exon. Bases 1 to 612 code for a protein of 203 amino acids. The record is from RefSeq and is a predicted model, not a curated record.